Haliotis rubra (blacklip abalone) is the source of this 738-nucleotide messenger RNA. RefSeq names its product fucolectin-like. Bases 1 to 738 code for a protein of 245 amino acids. NCBI's taxonomy places the organism in Eukaryota, Metazoa, Mollusca, Gastropoda, Lepetellida, Haliotidae. The record is from RefSeq and is a predicted model, not a curated record. The transcript is spliced from 4 exons.
AUGACGAUUGAGACUCUGAGCGUGAUUGAGAAGAUGAUUUAUGAUCAGAAGAAGACUUUGACGUACCAGCAAGUGAUUCCCCAGUCUGAGAUGAUAUCGCAGGGUGUGGAUCUGCCAAACCUUGCGUUGAACAAGCCCACAGACCAGAUCUCAACAUUUGGAAACUAUACAUCUGACCUGGCUGUUGACGGAACAAAGAACACCAAUAUCAGUGCCGGAAGUUGUUCUCACACCAAUCGUAGCUGUCUAUCGCCCAUAUCUUGGUGGCAGGUAGAUCUUCAACAGAUCAUCUUGUUCCUAACGGUGUCGGUUACCAACAGGGGAGACUGUUGCCAUGACAGGUUAACCAACUUCAGUGUGGAGGUCCAUAUUAGUGACCCCAGGACCAGCACUGACUCUGGCCACCAACUCUGCUAUUGGCAUGAAGGCACAGUAGGCAAAGGUCAGACGGUAGACAUGGACUGUGCCGUCAACACUAUUGGACGUUACAUGAGAAUAGUCAAGUACUGUUUCUAUGACAAGCCUUUAACUUUGUGUGAAGUCGAGAUUCAUCUGUCGGGUUCAGUCGUCACACUGCAAUGGCAAGGCAGCCUCACUACAUCAUCGCCAGGUAUGAAAAACAUCGGGAAAAUCGAGGUGUGCCAGCAGGUGUCUCAGAAAGGCUUCCUGCAACGCCUUCAACUUCGGGCUACCGUCCAUGGGCGUGGUCAGAUGCGAGAUGCUGGCUGUGGCACAUGA